AAUAUUGCUCAGAUUAGUUAAACUAUACUUUAUGCAAAUUCAUCUCAAUAUGUGAUGCAUUGAGAUGAAAAAAACAAAACCGAAGAUCCCUUUGAAUCUUUAAUAUUACAAUAUUAAGUAAAUAAGUAGGAGUUCUCACUAUGGAUAAGUAUCGGUACCAGAUACUUGGAGAAAUAGGCAAAGGAAGCUUUGGGACAGUCUUCAAAGCAAAAAAAGUGAGAGCUAACUAUGCAAUUAAAAAGGUUCGAUGUGAUGCACCGGAAAAUGUUGAACUGGCUUUGCAAGAAUUUUGGACGCUAUCUUGCCUGAGAGCGCACAGUAAUAUCAUUAGAUUUGAAGAAUGUUAUUUACAACAUGAUAAGAACAUCCGUCCACUCAAACAUGGUGAUCCCACUUCACCUGCAUAUAUGCACUUGGUUGAAAUGGCAAUAAAAGGGAAAAGAGGUUGGGGGCAUUCUCAAUAUUAUCUUUGGUUUGUCAUGGAAUAUUGUGAUUGUGGUGAUAUGAAUGAUUACCUGUUGGAUCGUGAGCCGAUUGCAUAUCUAAACACAAUAUUCAUGUUGCAAUUGGCUGAUGGUAUUGCUUUUCUUCAUAAGAGCAAUGUUGUUCAUAGAGAUUUGAAGCCUGAAAACAUAUUAGUUCGGAAAGGCAAAGGGAGGGAUCCAAUAUUGAAAAUCGCUGAUUUCGGCUUAUCAAAAGUAUGCAAUCAUCCGAUCAAAGAUGAUCCUGAUAAAAUCGUUGAUGAAGAUGAAGAAAAUGACAUUAAUGUUGAUACAUGUUGGCUGUCAUCUGCAUGUGGAUCGGAUUUUUUCAUGGCUCCCGAGGUUUUUGAAGGACGAUAUACCGCCAAAGCCGACGUGUUUGCAUUAGGAAUCAUUUUUUGGGCUGUCAUGGACCGAAUAACCUUCAUCGAUGCUGGCACGAAAAAGGUUUUGCUUGGUACUUAUGUGCGAAGAGACAAAGAGGUUUUACCUGUUGGUGAAGCACUUCUCGAUGAUCCCAACCUGGAUAUGACUCAACUUCUCGUUGAUACAGGAGUCGCAAGCUGUUCCGAUCAAAGAUCGAAAAGAUCCGAGUCUCGAACUUGCGUUUCUGGGAAUAAGAAGAAAUUAAGGGAUUUGAUUGUUCAAAUGGUGCACCCCAAUCCAGAGUUUCGUCCCAGUUCUCAAGAACUUCUUGGAAAACUUGGUUCUAUUUUGCAAACUGGAAGCAGGCCAAGCAAAAUGAAUCUGAAUGUUAAGAAGCCUGUUGAGGUUAAACCCGAGCUCAAUCGCGAAGUUGGAAUCUCUGUGGAAGAUAAUUUACCUGAUCAGAAGCAAGAGGAAAAAGUAGCUUUGGAAAAAAAUCCUCCUGUCGAAGACCAGCCCAAAGUUGAAACCAAAAAUGAUGAAAUCAUGAAAAAGCAGAAAUCAAAGAAAACUGCCCGACAAAAAUCAGUGGCAGAAGUUCAAGAUGAAAAUAUUGAAAAUGGAUCACAAUGCGGUAGAAGAUUACGACAACGGAAAAAUUCCUGCGCAAACAACAAAAGUAAUCCUUCUGCUUUAAAACAGGAUGAAUCUGAAAAUUCAACUUCAAAGAAAAUCUCGGAUACUGUUACAAAAGCGAAACGAAAAGUACUCUCCGCCGUGAAAAAGUCCGAAAAUAAUUGUAAAGGAAGAAAAAAGCCGCCAGUGAAACAGAAAAGUAUUGUCCAAGAUGUUAUUGAAAAUUCAAAAGAUGGAAAUUCUGAUAAAAGUUCUUCCGAAAGUGAAGACCUAAAAAGUUCAAAGGCUGAAAAUCAUAUAAUCACACGAUCAGAGCUCAAAAGUGUCAUUACACACACUUCAGACGCCAUGAAUAAUAGUCUAGAGCAGGACGCAGUCCAUAACGUGAGGAGGAAAAGCUCUGAUAAAGAAGUCCAAAUCAGCAACGGUACAAGUUCCGAGAAUGAACUUGAAGCUAACGAAAAUAAAACCAGGUUGAAAUUACGUGAUUAUGUCAGUAGUCCGACAAAAAUAUCAAGCCAUGAUUUUCCUGAUAUCCAUGGUGAACAAAAUUCAGCUAGAAAUGAUUUGUCUUCGCCGACAGAAAACUUGGAAUUUGACGAAGGAUUAGGCAUAGAUGCAAAUAGCAAUGACAGUAUAACUCCAUCCGAAGUUCCAGAAUUUGAUUCUGGCUAUAAAUCGAAGAAAAAAUCUCGUCGCGUCUCCCACCCUACUGAAGUAGAGACAACAAAUUUUUCAGAUUCCUCCAAAGUAGAUAAUGUAAUUCAUGCUUCUGAAGACGAAAAACAACAACUGUCCAUCAAUGACGAUUCAACAGUCAAAUCAGGAGAAAUAAUUGAAAAUACAACUGACCGGUCAAUUUCAUCUCCUAAUGACGAAGAUUCAUAUGAAAUUCUUGGAAUGAGUCCUUUUCGCAGGCGACAUAUUGGUUUAAAAGCACAGAUUUGCAAGUCUAAACAAUCGGAGGACGAUACAAAACAAAGUUAUGAUUAUGCAGUACCUAGUGUUCCGGAAUCACCAACAGAGAAAGCUAUGGAUCUAACAACAAACAGCGAACCUAUUUUCGAAACCCAAAACCGAAAAUUGAAGUGCCAAGAACGCCCUGCGUUGUUGUACAAAGUCGAGUGGGAUUCCGACAUAAUCCUUUUCACACUGCAGUUAAAAAACGAUGGAAAUAUGUAGUUUUAGAUGAUGCACCUACCGAACCAAU
Styela clava is the source of this 2694-nucleotide messenger RNA. RefSeq lists its product as uncharacterized. Gene Ontology annotation, cellular component: nucleus; cytoplasm. NCBI's taxonomy places the organism in Eukaryota, Metazoa, Chordata, Ascidiacea, Stolidobranchia, Styelidae. The record is from RefSeq and is a predicted model, not a curated record. Gene Ontology annotation, molecular function: protein kinase activity; ATP binding. Gene Ontology annotation, biological process: protein phosphorylation; negative regulation of G2/MI transition of meiotic cell cycle.